AUGGAGUAUCGAAUGCCAUGGCCCAAGUUUCUUAAAAUUGUUGCAAGGUUGAUGUACCAUAAAUUUCGGCAGUACUGCCUCUCCACAUCACACACUGUGGUGUUGGAUACCAACUACGGACAAGUAUGUGGACUCCAAAGAAAGACGACAUACGAUGAGGAGCUGUACUUUGCAUGAGGAAUACCCUAUGCUAAACCCCCGGUGGGUGAGCUCCGGUUCAAGGCUCCACAGCCUCCGGAGCCUUGGCAGGGAGUCCUCAAUUGCACCACUUACGGAUCCAAGCCCUUGCAAAGGAACAUGAUGCUAGGCUAUUUGGAGGGCAAUGAGGAUUGCCUGAACCUAAAUAUAUAUGUGAAAACAUUGAUAUCGGAUAAGAAGCUACCCGUUAUCGUGUGGAUAUAUGGCGGGGGAUUCCAGAAGGGAGAGGCCUCUCGCGAUGUGUACGCUCCUGAUUACUUUAUGAAGAAGCCGGUGGUGUUCAUUACCUUCAACCACAGAGUGGGAGCAUUGGGCUUCCUUAGCUUUAAGGAUCCUGAGUUGGGUAUUCCAGGAAAUGCAGGACUUAAGGAUCAAGUGCUGGCUCUCCGAUGGAUCAGGCAGAACAUUGCCCACUUCAAUGGAGAUCCUAACAACAUCACAAUUGCGGGAGUAAGCGCUGGAGCAUCCUGCGUCCACAUGUUGAUGACCUCGAAACAGACACGCGGUCUGUUCCAUAAGGCAAUCCUUCAAUCGGGAUGUGCACUACACGAAUGGGUUAAUUACCCGGAUGCCAAGUGGGCCUUUCGUCUAGCCAAAAAAUUGGGUUACAAAGGCGGCGAGAAGGAAGCAGAGAUUUUCGAUUUUCUUUGCGGAAUUUCCUCGCAUCAGAUAGCUUCCAACGACCAAGAUCUUAUUACCCUAGAAGAAGCCCGGAAAUUGGUAUCGUAUUCAUUCGGACCUGUGGUCGAGCCUUAUGAGACCGAGGACUGUGUAGUGUCUAGGAGAUAUAAGGAUCAGUUACCGGAUACCUGGAGCAACAACAUACCUGUAAUUAUGGGUGUCACCUCCUUGGAAGGAUUGGUAUUCUACCAGAAAGUUAGAGACGAUCCCUGGUUUCUAAGGAACUUGCAUACUAUCCUACCGUGUGAACUGAGUGAAGCCUGUACUCCGGAAGAACGAGAUCUACUUUUGCGUCGCAUCAAAACACACUUCGACAAUGAGGAGCAGCAAACAAUGACAUUUUUUGAGGCCCAGAAUAUCUGCUCCCAUCGUCAUAUAUAUCAUGGUAUGCAUCGCCUGGUUAUGGCUCGAAGAACCUAUGCCACGGAAACUCCCACAUAUCUUUAUCGCUUCGAUUUUGACUCCCCGCACUAUAAUCAAUUUCGGUGGUUAGUCUGCGGGAAUGAUACUCGUGGUGUGUGUCAUGCCGACGAGCUUUCUUACCUCUUUUAUACGGCAUUGUCUACACACCUGGAUAAAUCUUCGGAUGAGUACAAGACCAUAGAGCGAAUGAUUGGAAUGUGGACAUCGUUUGCCGCAACUGGAAAUCCCAAUUGUCCCGAAUUAGGAAAUGCCAAGUGGGAGCCUCUUCAGCCAAUGGAAAGCGGUGUGGAGAAGUGCUUCAAUAUCAGCAAAGAACUGGAAAUGAGGGAACUGCCGGAGGCCAAUACGAUGGCAUUGUGGGACUCUUUGUAUUCCAAAGAUGAUCUUUUCUAA
Molecule: messenger RNA, 1695 nt
Organism: Drosophila serrata
Lineage: Eukaryota; Metazoa; Arthropoda; Insecta; Diptera; Drosophilidae
Product: juvenile hormone esterase-like
Source: RefSeq, a predicted model, not a curated record